UGAAAUUCCAUAUCAGAAAUUGCAGCCAUGAUUUGUCGUAGACUCACUUCAAAUCUCCUAAAAACCUGUUUUCCUUCUGCGUCUCCCACUUGCUUCAUCUCCCACCGCCACCACCAGCAGCAGCAGCAGCAAUGGCUCCAACAACUCACUGGUCAUCCCUUUCCUAAUCCCGCCUUUGCACCCUAUAGACCCUUAAACCCUGAAUUAGGUGUCUCAAACUUCUCUUCAGCCUCAUCUAAUCGAACCCCAGAUUCUGAGUUUCUUUCCCUUUCAACCCCUCACAACAUAAUUCCCAAUCCCAAUUUCAUUAGGUCAGGGGAAUUCCCUAUUCUUCAUCAGAUCCAUGCAUUUCUUGGUGGUUCUAUCAGACUGCAUUCAACUGAAUCGAAUGUUCAAAACCCUAGAUAUUUUUCAACUUCUGAUGCCAAAAAUUCUGAGUCCGAGAAGCCACAGGGCCCUGGGGUGCAUAGUCAAAACCCUGAUUUCAAGCAUCAAGAAAUCGAAGGACCAACUGUGGAUCGUGAUUUAUCAGCAUUGGCUAAUGAGACCAGAGAGGUUCUCGAAGGGAUGAUGAAGAAGAUGUAUGGACUCAGCAAUGCAGUGGCACUCCUGGGUCUGGUGCAGCUAGGCCUUGGAGCUUGGAUAUCUUACAUGACUCGAUCGGACCCAAUAAUGGAGGUCUCAAUCCAAAGCAUUUUGGCAUUUGGGUUCCCUUUCUCAGUGGCCUUCAUGCUGCGGCAAUCAUUGAAGCCCAUGUACUUCUUCAAGAAGAUGGAGGAGCUAGGAAGGUUGCAGAUUCUGACUCUCACUCUUCAGGUUGCUAAGAAUUUGAACCUUUUGUUUGGUCGGGUUCGUGGCCUCUCUAUCUUGUGUGUUGCAGGGGUCUUCAUUGGAUCGUUAUUCACUGUCAUCACCAAGUUUUGAUUUUGUGUUUCAUUUAUGGUCCAUUUUCUGUUUAAUAUUUUUGGCAUAUAAAUGUUGAACAUCUAUAGCUUGAUGUAUGAAUUGUGGAUUUCAUUUUGGAAAUCCAAAAUUUUCGAUCUACAUAGAACUUGUAGAUCUAUGAUUCAAGAUCAUCUGGAUUUUGGGAAUCGAAAAUUGUUAUCUUCU
Molecule: messenger RNA, 1110 nt
Organism: Rubroshorea leprosula
Lineage: Eukaryota; Viridiplantae; Streptophyta; Magnoliopsida; Malvales; Dipterocarpaceae
Source: the annotation of a GenBank genome assembly